Molecule: messenger RNA, 481 nt
Organism: Rotaria sordida
Lineage: Eukaryota; Metazoa; Rotifera; Eurotatoria; Philodinida; Philodinidae
Source: the annotation of a GenBank genome assembly
AUGAAUACUAGUAUUGGUGAAGCUGUUAUUUUUAGUAAAUUAAAUGGCUAUAGUAAAAGUGGUGAAGCAUUCAAUACGAGUUCGAUUAUAUUUAUUGAUACAAGUGAAUAUAUUGAUUAUUUUGAAGUAUUUAAAUCUAAAUCAUUUAUUAGUAAAGUAUUAGAUACAGGUCAUUUCAAAGGUCUUGGUAAAAUGUUAGAUAAUUAUAUCGAAGCUCGAUUGAGAUCAAAAUUAAAUAUGUCGUUGUCAAUGUCUGAUAAUAUUAAAAAUAAUGGUUAUCAUUAUCCUGAUUUAUAUUCAAAUGAAAAUAAUGAUUUUGUUAUAACUGGUGUUAGUGGUCGAUUUCCAGAAGCAAAUUCUAUUGAUGAAUUUGCUUAUAAUCUUUUUAAUGGUAUUGAUAUGGUUACAGCUGAUGAUCGUCGUUGGCCACAAGGUCAAUAUGGUCUUCCAACACGUAAUGGAAAAUUAAAAGAAAUUGAUC